AUGAUGAGUAUUCGACAGACCGCAUUUUUAGAUUUUGUGGGUAAAGAGGACAAUUUAGAACAUGUAAACAGUUAUUGGACAGCGAAUUCAGUUUCAAAAGAAGCACAAGAUAACAUACGUCUCAUAGAGUUUAGGAAACUUGUAUAUUGGAUUUGUUCAAAACGAGAAUUUGUUUUAAAAGACUUCCUUGAAGAAAGGAUACCAGUAGCUGAGACUAUCGUCAGUUCUUUUAAUAUUGCUGUAGCCUAUUAUAAAAAUUUUUGUGCUGAAAACAUAACUAUUAGUCAGUCAUACCCCGCAUCUGAAAGAAGAUAUAUUCGUCAGUCCGAUAUUUUAGAUUUUUUGGGUGAAGAAAAAGGGAAUGUGUUUUUACGACGUUUAAAAGAAUAUAGGACAGUGAAUCCUGUUUCGGAAAAACAACGAGAUAAGAUAAGCUUCGAAGAAUUUAGAGGAAUUAUGAAAUUGAUUUGCUCAAAACAACAAUUUGAUUUAAAAGACUUCCUUGAUAAAAGAAGAGAAGCAGUAGUGGUAAUUUAG
Messenger RNA from Adelges cooleyi (spruce gall adelgid), 537 nucleotides. RefSeq lists its product as uncharacterized. The transcript is spliced from 4 exons. The coding region runs from base 1 to 537 and encodes 178 amino acids. Lineage: Eukaryota; Metazoa; Arthropoda; Insecta; Hemiptera; Adelgidae. The record is from RefSeq and is a predicted model, not a curated record.